AUGCUGGACCACGGCUCCGGAGGUCUGUCCGCGCACACAGCCAUGCCUCAGCGCUGCCUCCUGCACAGACGCGGGGGAGGAGGAGGAGGUCGCGGGGGAGGCACCACGGCCGCCCGGAGGAUGGAGCGCAGACGCAGGGACCAGCAGCUGCAGCGCAAAGGAAACGACCACAACACAAACAGCCACCAGCGCUCCAAGAAGCUGGCCCUGCUCUCCAGGUCUUUGAUCCUGUGCCACUCCAAAACCAGCGAUGACUUGAGCCCAGAGGAGCGGACGUCCCGGGACAUCUCCGAGGGCCUCAGGGGGUCCUGGGGGUCUGGCUGGGGGGCGGAGCACAUGUGGAGCUCGUGUCCCUCCACUCCAGAGAAACGGCUGGAGGCGGACGAUCAAGGAAGCGACUCACUCAGGGAGAAGAAAGGGCUCCGGAGGUCAUUCAGCAUCAAGGAGAGCAGUAUUUGGCGCAUGUGUGUAGCCGCUCGUCCCCAUGAGGAGGUGAAGGGGCCACAGACUGACCCCAGGACUGAAGGAGGACCCCUUCAGAGGGUUCUCGUCAGCACAGACACACCGGCUGCUCUUCAUGGUCAGGGCAUCAGUGGGUGUGGCCUGACAGAGGCGGAGACAGCAAGGGCCGCUCACUUCAAAGCCUGCUGUGAGGACCGCUCCAGCCCUCUGCACCAGUACCCCCCAGAUGCCCUGCCCCAGACGUUCCCCCCAGAUGCCCUGUCUCUGCCGGGGUACAGCGACGAGGAAAUCCCCACCAACAACAACCACCUCAAGCUGCCGAUCCCAGAGGUGAAUGAAGACAGGUACUGGGAGACGAAGCAGACGCAACAGAUCCCACAGAACGACAACAACAAGAUCCAUCCUGCUUCUACAACUGGGGUCCAUCCGUACUGGAUCGGAGACCUGGAGACCAUCAUCAUGAAGAACCCUGAGUUGUACCAUCCGCACAGGAACCAUGCCUUUUAUGGAAACAGGAAGUCCCUAUCGCAGCAGCUGGAGCUCUUUCACAACAGCACACGGUGCGUAUCUCGUCCGUCGCGGUCGCUCAGCUCGGCGCAGCUCCUUCACUCCAGCAGCAGCUCUCAAGCUUUCAUCAUCUGUAACAUUGUUCUGAUGAAAGGACAGGGGAAGGGCCUGGGCUUCAGUAUUGUGGGAGGCAGAGACAGUAUGUAUGGACCGAUGGGGAUCUAUGUCAAGACCAUCUUCCCCAAAGGAGCCGCAGCUGCAGACGGACGACUACAGGAAGGUGAUGAGAUCCUGGAGCUGAACGGAGAGUCGCUUCACGGUCUAACUCACGACGAGGCUCUCAACAAAUUCAAACUCAUCCGUAAGGGCGUCCUGACUCUGGUGGUGCGUACGAGCCUCAGGGUGGAUGUGUGUGUUCCCUCUCAGCUCGCCCUGUGUCGUUCUCGCUCUCUCAGCUCCACCGCCGGCGUGUCCCGGAUCAGCAGCGACCUCAGCGACCUCAGCCUCGACCAGAGCCCCGCCCCCGACCUCAGCCACAAGCCCCAGGACCGGGUCGUGAUGGAGAUCGCCCUCCACAAAGAGUGUGGCGUGGGGCUGGGGAUCGGCCUGUGCUGCGUCCCAUCUCUGGAUCUCUGUCCUGGGAUCUACAUCCACACUCUGUCCCCUGGCUCUGUGGCUCACAUGGACGGCAGACUACGAUGUGGUGAUGAGAUCAUGGAGAUUGAUGACACUGUGGUUGAUCACAUGACUCUGAACGAUGUUUACAAUGUACUGAGUCAGAGCAGACCAGGUCCAGUCCACAUCACUAUCAGCAGACACCCAGACCCAAAGGUCUCGGAGCAGCAGUUGAACGCUGCCAUCGCUCAGGCCGUGGAGAACAGUAGACUGAGGAAGGACAAGAGCCAGUGGAGCAUCGACAGUCUGCGUAAGGAGUCGUGCUCGUACCGGCGGCAGAGGUGCGACCGCUGUCUGGACUCGGGGAUGACCGCCUCCCGAGCUCAGAGGACCAUGACCCGCUCCUGCAGCGAGAACACCAGCUGCACCAACCACAACCGCUGCUCCGCCCGGCUCCACCCACACCACAGCCAAACAGGAGCCCCCCUCCUGUUCCACCCACACCACAGCCAAUCAGGAGCCCCGUUUCUGCUCCACCCACACCACAGCCAAUCAGCCGUUCGCGUGCACAGCCUGGACACGCCCCCGUCGACGUCUGAGCAAUGGUCCGACAACAGGCUGUCAGUGCCUGUGUAUCCGGAUGAAGACUACAACAUCCCAUACAACAGCCCCCUCACACUGGAGCUGGGCUUCAGGGGCAACAAGGAAGAGGAAGACUCACAAGAAGACUCAGGGGUUCAAGAUCUGAGCUGCACCAGUGAACAACUACUCUCAGGUGAUUCCUCGCUUGCCUCCCACAACAGGAGUGCUCUGAAAAGACAGGGCCGUGUUGAGACCCGCACCCCAGAACCAGUGCAGGAUCCCUGGGUUCGCCUCACAGAUAGUCCCCUUAAACAAGAUCCACUUCUGGAGCUUCCUGCACGAACGGCUCAGAUUACCUACAAGCCACCUCUGAACAUGGGCGACCACGAAACCAGCCUGGACGUUAACGGCAAUGCUAACUUAAACAAAGAAAAUAAAGCGACGGCUGCAGACAGCGGAGACUCUAAGGGCUGUGGCGCGGACAGUCUGGGGAAGAUCCUGGCCUUCAGUAACCAGGUCUCUCUUGCACUGAUGCAGUCUCACGGUCACAAUCCUCUGAACCCUCAAUCUGAACCCAGGGAAAAAACAGAACCCGAGCCCAGCUUCUCUCUCAGUUUGGCCGCACUGAGAGACUGUUCCAUGGAUCAGGGAGAUUCCUCAGAAUCUCUCUCCCUCCCCCCUGCACUCCCACUCCUCCCAUCACCAGACCUGCAGCAGCUCCUCCAGCAGGUGGCAGAGUUAGACCUGGAACAGCUCAAGCACCUGGAGGAUGUCCACGUCGUUGUUCUGCACAAGGAGGAAGGAGCAGGACUGGGCUUUACCAUCGCUGGGGGCUGCGACCUGGAGAACAAGGCACCAACCGUGCACAAAGUCUUCCCUACUGGUCUGGCCGCUCAGGAGGGCACCAUCCACAAAGGGGACCAGGUUUUAUCCAUAAACGGACAGAGUCUGAGCUCUGCCACUCACUCAGAGGCCACAGCUGCCCUGCGUUUGGCCCGGACCCAGGCGGUGGCAGUGGUGGUGGUCUGGAGGAGAGAGGGGGAUGAGGAGGAGGAAGUGGAGAGCCCGGCUGACGGCAACACAUUGGAGGAGGGUCAGCUGCUUAGUGUGAGUCUGGACAAAGGCUCUGCAGGAGUGGGCUUCACAUUAGAAGGAGGAAGAGGCUCCAUCCACGGAGACAAACCGCUGCUCAUCAGCCGCAUAUUCACAGCCGGAGCAGCUCAGUGCAGCGGUCUUCUCUCUGGAGAUGAGAUCGUGAGUGUCCAGUCUGCAGGUCUCUCUCUGCAGCUCGGACACAUGACGCGAUUCGAGGCCUGGAACCACAUCAAAGCCUUACCUGAGGGCAUCGCCACGGUGACGGUCCGGAGGCGUGUCCAAUGA
Knipowitschia caucasica is the source of this 3546-nucleotide messenger RNA. The record is from the annotation of a GenBank genome assembly. Lineage: Eukaryota; Metazoa; Chordata; Actinopteri; Gobiiformes; Gobiidae.